UCCGUUUGAUCCCGCUGUGAUCUCACUGUUGUCGCUGUGCAGUGGAGGCGUUUUUUUUUUUCCUGUGUGCAGCCAACCGCAAGAAAUGGAUGUGUUCCUAAUGAUCCGACGUCACAAGACGACCAUCUUCACAGAUGCCAAAGAGUCUACCACAGUCUAUGAACUGAAGCGCAUUGUGGAAGGCAUUUUAAAGAGGCCACCUGAAGAUCAGAGGCUUUAUAAGGAUGAUGUACUGCUUAAUGACAGUCAGACUCUUGGCAACUGUGGCUUCACAAAUCAAACAGCCCGACCUCAGGCCCCAGCCACGGUGGGAUUAGCUUUUCGUCUGGGUGAUGAUUCAUUUGAGCAGCUGAGGAUCGAGCCCUUCUCCACUCCCCCAGAGCUCCCUGACGUCAUGAAGCCCCAGGACUCGGGCAGCACAGCCAAUGAGCAAGCUGUACAGUGAGGGAGGGAGCGGGUAAAGGAGAGGGACACACAGGGGGUCUGAGGGAGGACGUACGGGGGGGAGGGAAGGGCUGAAUUUGGGGAAGUGAUGCCUCGAUGGGUGAGAUUUUCUUACCCAUCUUCAGCUGGGCAUAAACAAUUACAAACAUGGAUUCCCCUUGUUGUAAAUGUGAGGGCGGGUGCUUCAAAGUGGUUCAUUUGUCCUGAAAUCGGAGAACGCAUGCUAAAUUGAUACUUUCACACAAGACCCUUCAGAGAUACCUGACGGACUUGUCAUGACACUGUCAGUCAUCCAUGGGAUUGGUAAAGGCUGAACAUAAAGAAUUGUACCUCGUAUUUAAUGAAUUCUAGUCUUUAUUUGGGGUAAGGCUACUGCUGCCUUACUUGUGUUUUUUAUUUUGCUCGCUUAAACAAGGGAGUUGAUAAGGUGCAACAUUUUUAGGCUUUUAUGUUUGUGUGUUUCUUUAUUAAACUGUUACUAGGAUUUAACAUGUUUUUGGUCCUUGGCUUGGAUAUGUGUUGCGACAAUAGCUAGGAAUUUGUGAAUUCCUACGUUACUAUAUGUAUUUCAAGAACUUUUGAACAAUAUGAAUCUGAAAUAAAAUAGAUUCACUUGUUGGCA
Messenger RNA from Toxotes jaculatrix (banded archerfish), 1066 nucleotides. RefSeq names its product elongin B (gene elob). Bases 86 to 445 code for a protein of 119 amino acids. The transcript has 4 exons. The record is from RefSeq and is a predicted model, not a curated record. NCBI's taxonomy places the organism in Eukaryota, Metazoa, Chordata, Actinopteri, Toxotidae. Gene Ontology annotation, molecular function: protein binding. Gene Ontology annotation, cellular component: VCB complex; elongin complex. Gene Ontology annotation, biological process: transcription elongation by RNA polymerase II.